AUGAGUGAAUUUGAGUCAACCCUUAGCCAUCUUAUUACACGCAUCAGCGAAGCAUAUGAUCCACGAAACUCUCGCCAGGAUCUUUCUCUACAGUAUGUGACUGAUUUUGUUGAAUCAGAUGACGCAAUUCAAUAUGCUGAGCGAUUAUUUGAUGUCAAUUCAGCUCAAACACAAUCCAUUGCUUGCAAAAUACUUGAUAUAGGUGUUUCAAAGAAUUGGGAUGUUUAUAGUGCCGAAUUCAAGGAAGGAAUUCGCAAUUUCAUUUUUGGCCAUAUUCAAGCAUACAGUACUCCUAUUAAUAAUCAAUUAGCAAACAUUUUAGCUACUAUUGCCACAAAAGAUUUCCCUGAAAAAUGGCCAGACUUUUUCGAAAAUUUAUUAUCUAAUCCAGCAGCUAACUUUGGUGUUCUUGCAAACUUUAUUCUCCUAGUUACAGAUUCUGACUCAUCCAAAAUCACGCCAUCUAAGUUUAAAGUCAUACAAACUAAAAUGAUCGAAAUGAAGAAAGCUAUCAUCAAUGCAUGCAUUGACGCAGUACCAAACAACGAUGCAAAGCGCGCCCUUGACGCCUUCUUACCUUAUAUCAAAUGGGAAGAUAUCGAUCAAGAAAAGUUUAUUUCUCUUGGUUUGAAUACAGAUACAUCAGUAUUUGCUAUCCUUAGCACAUUACUAUGCGUUGAGGGAUGCCCACCAGAUAAAAUCAAGCUUGUUUUCACUCAUUUGUGCAAUAUGGUCGAAUCACUUGAUUCAGAAGAAGUAUUUAACUCAAUCUGCAGUGUUCUCAUCAAACAUGCAAAGAUACUCGAAGAAGAACAGCUCCCUCUUGUUCGUGGAAUGUUAAAUAAGAUUGCCGAAUGUGAUUUCGACACACAUCUUGAUUUCUGGGAGACAUUCAUUCUCGGAGUGUUUGAUACACAUAAAACUGAUCCUACACACGACAGAUUCAUCAUGUAUCAAGACAUUUUCGAGAAUCUUCGAGAUUAUGUUUUGAAAAACAUGCCACAACCACCAGGAUUCAUUCUUCCAGGCGAAGGAGACACAUCUCUCGAUGAGAGUGCAAUGGAGACAUACACACAGAUGAGAAAUAUCUUUGUUGCAAUUCUUACAAUGGCUCCUGAAAAAGUUAUGCCAGCAAUUACAAAAAUUUUUACAGAAUUAAAUUCUGUUUUCAGUCCAAAAGUGUUUUGUUCACUUAUUUGGAGUAUUUCAUGCAUCACAGGAUCAACAGGAAGUGUUGUAGAAGGACAGUUCGUUGUAGAAAGUUUAACUUUCAUUUUGAAAUCCCUGAAAAAUCCAAAAUUGACAAAAGAAGUUCAAUCAGUUGUUGCCAGUGCUUUUCUUUAUUUAGUUGCUGCAUAUGCAAAAGUACAAAAGCUUACAGCACAGUUUGUAACAAUUGCUUUGAAUUUGGCAAUUUCUGGUUUGCUUUCUGAAAAUCUCAGAAAAAUGGCAGCAAACGCGAUUUUGGCCAUUGGAACUAACUGUCCAACGCUAGUAACAAAUCUUCCUGAUAUGACUGAUUUGAUAAUGAACAAUGUUUUGCUUGCUCCUGAUAUUUACGCUGAUGUUUGCGAAGGAUUCGGAAAAAUUUACCACGCUAAACAAAAAUUGUCAAAAUUAGUUGACAUGGCGUUAGAAAGAUGGAACAACACAAAGAACUAUGAGAAUAACAUGGAUGUUGUUACUCACACACAUUUAGUUUUGGCUAUUUUGUUGGGUUUCGCAAGAGCCGAUCCUGUAUUUAUUUCUAAAGUUGUUUCGAAAUUAAUUGAAGAUUUAAUUCAUUUGAUUACAGAUUUCGGAACACAUAUUGUUGAAUUUACUGAUUUCGCAGGAAACGAAGAAGUUAAAGAGAUGUAUAUGUUCUGCAGGACAGCAGCAAUUCUCUUCAAGACAUGCGGAAUCAAACAAUGCAAGCCACUUUUGGAAAUUUAUAAGAAUUCAUCACCAAACAUCAGACAAAUUGAAGUUCUUCAAUUGGCUGAGAGUUUAUUAAAGUCAGAACUUAAAGAUGAAGAAGCACAAGUAAUACAUGAAUUAGUUAUUGAUCCUACAAAAGAAAUGAUUGCUCAGGAUGAAACAUUUGAGCCAAUUUUCGUUUCUUUGAUUCCAGGAGUUAUAAAUAACUAUUUACAAAGUUAUUUCAAGACUUCUGUUGUUGGAGAUCCAUGUAAUUUGGAGACAGAUUUGCAGUUCUUGUAUACAAUUGCUAGAGGACAAAACCACACAGCAAUUGUUUCAGCUAUUUCUGCAAUAGAAAACGCUUUAACUAAAGCAGAUAUGAACUUGACAGGUGAUGCAAGAAAAGGAUUCUUUAGAGGUUAUUUGUUGCAAACUAUUGCAACUAUGAUGUUCAUUGCUACAGAGCCUUCCCAUAAAUUCUGUUUGGAACAGAUAUUUAAGUAUAUAAUUAAGUUGUUUAAGUUCAUUGUUUGUGAAAGAGUUCAAGUUGAUUUAUUCGAUGGAAUUGAUAAUAUCCAAGGAACAAUUAAUGAACUGUCUGCAGGAUUAUGUGAGGAAAUACCUAUUAUUUCUCUCCAGAAUAUGAAAUACUGCAUACAAAUGCUUUUGGAAGCAAAUAAAUAUGAAGAUUACGAACAAGUUCUUGUCGAAUUCAUUUCUGAAGCAAGAAUGACAGUUCCAAGUGAAACAUUGAAGCACAUCAUGCUCAAGAAGGUCAAAUCAUGUAUAGAAGAGGAAGUAUAG
Messenger RNA from Trichomonas vaginalis G3, 2706 nucleotides. RefSeq names its product nuclear export signal receptor protein. Gene Ontology annotation, biological process: ribosomal large subunit export from nucleus; ribosomal small subunit export from nucleus; protein export from nucleus. Gene Ontology annotation, cellular component: cytoplasm; nucleus. NCBI's taxonomy places the organism in Eukaryota, Parabasalia, Trichomonadida, Trichomonadidae. Bases 1 to 2706 code for a protein of 901 amino acids. The transcript has a single exon. The record is from RefSeq and is a predicted model, not a curated record. Gene Ontology annotation, molecular function: nuclear export signal receptor activity.